AUGUUUCACCAACAACAACGACGACAAAACCCCAACAGGGGUCAGAAGAACGAGGAUGAUGCCUGGGCGGCCACGCCCACCACAGGAAUACUCAGCGGUAGCGCAAGUGCAUCUACCGUCAGGGAACCAGGUAGAUGCCAGCGCAUUCCAGACUGUGAGGGCCAGGACGUGCUUAUCCUGACAUAUCAGACGCUUGCAUCCCCUGAGCCCGGGGCUAAGUACCCCCGCAUAACAGGUGGCCUUGCGCUGAAUUAUAAGGUGAUGACAGAUCGUCUUGUUGUUUCUAACUUCAAAAUCAACAUUCCCAAUUCCCUCCCCUGCGGCUGCCCCUAACGCUGCACUCCACACUGACGAUUUAACAGACACGACAGAACACUGCAUACUUCAAACCGGACUACUGCACUUGUAACACUCCUUAUUCUUGUUGUAUACUCUACCUCUAUUUCACAUUUACAGGGCUAUUGCUAUGGCAUAGUUUUCAUAAAUUUCAAAUACUUGUUCAUGUAACUUCUGGAUAUGUGUGUUCGGCGUGGUGCCCGCAAUUCCGUCCAGUAUUCCGGUGGACAUGGAAAAGAACGCAGCUGUACUACCUAUGUGUGGGUGUGUUGGUCAAAAUCCUGGUUAUUUGUUGUGUGGACCAGGGGGUGUAGUGGAACGCCAAGGUGAGGAUCCGUCCGAGCCAUCCACCUGUGCCCUCCCUCGUCUCCGGUCUUCUUUACUCUGUCUUGACACCGGGCCCAGGCGGGGGAGGAAGAGAGAGUGUACGUAGAUGCAAAGCAAGUCUACUGGCAUUAUAAACCCCUGCGCAAGUCAUCGUCCCUGCUCCUACCGCUGCUGCAGCUAUGGGGCACAUGGUGGACAUCGUCGAAACUCGACGGUCGAACUGUCGUGUGUGAGUGUGUGUGUGUGUGUGUGUAUGUCAACCUGUGUAUGCAACCUGCUGGGCACCACGCCGUCUGCAGGCCAGCCAAGGCCGCAGAUGCCAUCAACACGGUCGAAACAAUCAAAAUCGAAACAAAAACGAUACCAAUAACAACAACAACAAUCUUACUCACUCUCCUCAUCCUAACUCUUCUUCCACUACCUCUGUCUAUUCUUCUGCCUAUUCUUCUCCUUCGUCGUCUUCUUCUUUACCUCCUUCCCGUCGCCCCACUCGUUUUCCCCAGACUGACAGGGUGAGCCCGCUCACUCUGGCAGCCUGGAAUGUUCGUUCCCUUUUAGACAAUCCGAGGAGCAACCGACCGGAACGGAGGACGGCGCUAGUGGCCCGGGAACUGGCGCGCUACAAGGUGGACAUCGCCGCACUCAGCGAGACCCGAUUCUCCGACCAAGGCCAACUGGAGGAGGUGGGUGCCGGCUACACCUUCUUCUGGAGUGGUCGACCCAGGGCUGAGCGACGGGACGCGGGUGUCGCCUUCGCCAUCCGAACCGACAUCGUGGGACGACUGCCCUGCUUGCCGCAGGGAAUCAACGACCGGCUGAUGAGCCUCCGCCUGCCUCUCCGACGGGGAGGCAAAUUCGCCACCAUCAUCAGUGCCUACGCUCCGCCGAUGAGCAGCCCCGACGCCACCGCGAGAGACAAGUUCUACGAGGACCUGCACGCCCUCCUGGCGACUGUGUCGAAGGCGGACAAGUUGAUUGUCCUUGGUGACUUCAACGCCCGCGUCGGCACGGACCACACUGCCUGGAGGGGAGUGCUAGGCCCCCACGGUCUCCGCGGCCUCAACGACAACGGUCUGCUGCUGCUCCGCACCUGCGCAGAACACCGCCUCAUCCUGACGAACACGUUCUUCUGUCUGCCGGAGCGAGAGAAGGCCACCUGGAGGCAUCCUCGGUCGCGUCAGUGGCACCUGCUGGACUAUGUCCUCGUCCGGAGGCGAGAUCAGCGGGAUGUGCUGGUGACGAAGGCGAUCGCGGGUGCUGACGGGUGGACCGACCAUCGCCUCGUCAUCUCGAAGAUGCGUAUUCGCCUACAGCCUCGCAGGAGACCACAAGGUAAGCGACCCCCAGGUAAGCUGAAUGUUGCUUUGUUGUCUUUGCCUGCUCACCGUCUCCAUUUCAGCAAUGAGCUAGCUCAACGGCUAGACAACCUUCCUAUCGCUGCCGCCGCCGACGACGCCGCCGCCGCCGCCGCCGCUGCCGAGAACGCCUCCGUGGAGAAUCGCUGGUGUCAACUGCGAGACACGGUCCAGUCGACGGCGCUCGCCGUCCUCGGUCGCGCUCCCCGCCAACACCAGGACUGA
Molecule: messenger RNA, 2243 nt
Organism: Spirometra erinaceieuropaei
Lineage: Eukaryota; Metazoa; Platyhelminthes; Cestoda; Diphyllobothriidea; Diphyllobothriidae
Source: the annotation of a GenBank genome assembly